AUAACUUCUAUCCCUUUUUUUACUGCUACUAUUAUUAUCUUAGAUUUAAAUCGUACUCGAAAUUGGAAAAAACAAUUAAGUGCACAGAAAAAAUUAGAAUUAGAAAAUUGAAAUGGCAUUCUUAAAAACAUCACUUAUAACACAAUAUAGUUUGAGUGUUGCUGGAUUUAUUGGUGUAUAUAUUUUGUCACGCUAUUUAUAUAAUUAUGCUUCUGAUUUAACAAUGUCAAGUUAUCGUGACAAAUCAGCUUUAUAUGGAAGAGAAUUAAAACCUGGAGAACCUCCGUCUUGGCCGUAAUAUAUUAGUUAUAUUUCCUAAAAAAACAAUUUAUAUAUUAAAAAAUGUAAAGUUCAUUGUAACUAUAAAAGAAUAAUAAACUA
Apis dorsata (giant honeybee) is the source of this 381-nucleotide messenger RNA. RefSeq lists its product as uncharacterized. NCBI's taxonomy places the organism in Eukaryota, Metazoa, Arthropoda, Insecta, Hymenoptera, Apidae. The record is from RefSeq and is a predicted model, not a curated record. Gene Ontology annotation, cellular component: mitochondrion. Bases 113 to 298 code for a protein of 61 amino acids. The transcript has a single exon.